Fusarium mangiferae is the source of this 2907-nucleotide messenger RNA. RefSeq lists its product as uncharacterized. The transcript has 8 exons. The record is from RefSeq and is a predicted model, not a curated record. The coding region runs from base 1 to 2907 and encodes 968 amino acids. NCBI's taxonomy places the organism in Eukaryota, Fungi, Ascomycota, Sordariomycetes, Hypocreales, Nectriaceae.
AUGGAGAAGCAAAAUACUCUCGAGCGAAUCGCGCAACGUGCCAAAGCUGCGGGCUACCAAUAUGGCGAACAUCUUGAUGACGAUAAGCAGCGAGAUCGCCCGGUUACCGAAGACACCGAGAAGACACGGGCCCAGGUGUUCCAUGUCUACAAGGCAUGGUUGAUCAAUCAGGGCGUGCCUCCUGAAGAAUGCGAGACAAGCUUCCUAAGUACGGGGUCGCCGCUACCAGAGAUUGUGGAACUGAAAGACUUCUGGAGGUUUUACGCGCUCCAGUCCACUGGUCGCAUAACACUCCCAGACGGCUCAAAGUCAAGUUGCCCUACCGUCGGAACGCUCCUAGGGAAAGCAAAGGCAUGGAAGGCAGGUUUCUUGCAGCGAACGGGCCAGGAGCUUAGCGCGGAGAAUACAACGGAGAUUAACGAGUGGUUAAAACAUAACUUGCCAUAUGAAGAAAGAGAUGGGAGCAGACUGUAUUGUCACAAUUUAAAAAAACCAAAGUUUAAUUUCCAGCGAGACGAUUUUGAUCAACUCAUUUAUCAGGCGUGGAGUGGUCAAGAUACCAAACACACCUAUGACAGAAACCGGCUCCAAUUUCACCUUCAACUCCUCUUGUUUUGCGAUACUGGGGCUAGACGCAAUGCGUUUCUGGAAUUUGGUGUGCCGUACAAGGAUAUCCAUCUGGUCUUGAGUCAGCACCAGGAUGGGCCGCGGUUCUUCUACAAGGUUGCACAGCGUCACGUCAAAAACAAUUCCGACCCGGACUUAAGAACGUUCGGCAACGCUCGUAUGCAACAUCAUAUUCUGCGAUAUGAUUCUGUGGCUAUUAUUCUCAUGCUCGCCGUGGCUGAUGGUGCUCUGGAUCUUAAGGAUCUAGAUCAGAUGAUCAAAAACGGUGGUGAGGGUCAGGUGGACUGGGCCGAAAAAUGUCUCGAUCUCCCUGUUUGCCGACGCGUGAAUCGACAGGGAGAUGUCGAUGACACGCAGCCGAUGACUCCAGAUUCAUUUAUCACGAUGUUCAAAACGUUCAUGAUGCAAGCAGGAUAUGCUGCGAUACCUGGCUCACUCUUUCCGCCAGGCUCGAUACACAUGAUUCGACGAGAGCUUGGAAAACAGCUGGAUGAGCGAUACACUGAGGUGGAAAGAUCUCAGCAUUUGACACAGGCUGAUAAAGCAGUGUUCGGACAAAGUUACACUGCGGACACUUCGUCUUGUGAUGGGUUGUCGGCCUUCCUGCGCCACCAACCGGACCAUACGGCUAUUGAAUACUUCCAAGGCCUCUCUCAAUUUCGACACGAGGGCUUGCCAACCCAGCUGCCCGCCGUGCUGAAAGACAAAAUCAGUCGCCAUCCAGAAGUUCUACGCUGGGACCAGAAGAUAGCGGAGGCUUCCGAUGCGAAAACUCAAAUACAGGCAAGGCAAAAACGACAAAAAGCUUUGGAUAGACUCCAGAGAGAAACAUUAGAAGACCACCGGCGAGAAUCUCUGGUGCGACUAAAGCGGGAGAAAUUGUUCAACCUUCGCCAAGGCCAAACAUCAGGCACAGUCCCAGAUGAUCCCAUACAUAAGCUCAGACCUGAGAAGGUUCGGCUAGCCCAGAAGAUGUCACAAACCUCGCCUCUGAGCCGACAAGACAGGCUUGAUGCGAUGCAGGAUAUGCUGUUGUUACUGUCCGCACCAAGUGUGUAUUAUCGGCCUGGGGAGAAACCCAAGAAUGGGCAGUGUCCCUAUUGUCCGAAAGAGAUACAGAGUAUCACAGCGACGAUGAUGCAAUCUUGGGAACGCGAUAUCGACGCGAUACGCCAUAUGGAGACAGCGCACGAGUGGCCAUGGUCAUGCGCUGAUUGUGGGUUUUCCGGACGAACCGGCGAAGCAUGCUACCACCACCUGCACGAUGCCCAUGGUUAUCAACUGAUCAAAGAACGCAAGCUUGCGGGCUCCUCAAACAUUACUGGCGACACCCCGAAUGACGAUUCGGACAAUUGGAUGGAGCUGAUCGAUCUCCCACCAAAUUCACCCGAACUAUCUGUGACGGGAGCGGGCACGAGUGAACACAUACCGCUCAUUUCACCCUUGGACGAUCGGGAUGAGUUUUGGGUAUCGGAGUAUAAAGAAACACCGAUUAACAAGACGCCUGAAAAUGCUUCUUCUCAGGUCGAAGAACGCACUACGAGCGAUAUCGAUAUAAUCGGCGACCUGGAUCUGUAUCUUGGUAGCCCUGCCGUGUAUUCUAUGGAAAGCCUUGAUCUGGCCUCAGCUGCGAAGUCGUCAUUGGCGCUGCUGGGAGUUGUGCCUUCCAAUAGUUCAACGCUUAACGAAGACUCGCCGACCACUGCAGAACCCUCUGUCUUCACCGUACUAGGAGACACAGAUCUGGGAAGCUCUGGCUCGCCUUCAUGUGAUAUGCCUAUUUUCGAUAGUGUCUCAUCUUGUGCGACGACGAACACAACACCAAGCCCAAUUACAUCAAGAGGCAAAAAACGCCGAAUCAAGUUAAUUACACCGGCUCACCCGUCUGAGCCUGCUGAUGACAUCGAAUCCUCCCUCGCGCCAAAGAAGUGUCGCAUCACUUUGAAAGUAAAACCACGGAACGUAAGCGAGGAAGAGCAUGUUGGUGGUGGCACUACGACCAUUCAAGGUCGAGAGAAGCAAACUGAGAUUAAAAAGGUCAUCAAGACGCGCAUUGUUUUGAAGACCGGUUUAUGCCAGUCCUAUUCCCAUCGGCCAACAACACUGCUUAAGACUUCGUUGUCAGGCACAGCCUCGUCUAGGAGCAAGUGGACAUUGGAGGAGGAUGAAACAAUCAGCAGAAUGAAACAUGACAAUUGCUCUUGGGUUGAGAUCCAGCGCGCCCUUCCGCAUCGCUCUCUGGGCUCCAUGCAAGUCCGGUACUCAACCAAAUUGAAGUAA